AUGAGCACUUUUAGUCUAGAAAAGAAUCGAUUUCAUUAAAAGGCUUGUGAAAAGAAGAGAAAUAGAUAGAGUGAAGACUUUGGCUCAAAAUUCAAAAAUUAACAAAUAGACAAUCUAAUUGAAUAAAAAACUUAAUCUCUAUAUAAGGAUCUCAAUUCAUCUUAUACAAAGGCUUCAGAUCAAGAAAGUUUUAGUCUAAAUAAUAUUCCUAAAUCUGUUAAAGCAAAUUUAAUUGGUUAGCUCAACAAUAAAUAUGGAAGAAGAUCUCUUCAAUGA
Messenger RNA from Paramecium sonneborni, 276 nucleotides. NCBI's taxonomy places the organism in Eukaryota, Ciliophora, Oligohymenophorea, Peniculida, Parameciidae. The record is from the annotation of a GenBank genome assembly.